CAGAAUGAACUGUACCAUACAAUAAGUCAGGUUUGUCGACACUGGGAGAAAUUGUCCAUUUUACCAGAUUUCUGGAGGACAUUUAGCUAUGAUGAUUUAUGUCAACUUCCUCAGUCGUUGGUUCAGCGAUAUUCUACAAUGGAAAAUCGUGUGGCACAUAUCAGAAAUAUACAAACAUAUGUACAGGAAUUAAGUAUUACUAGAAUGGGAAUAAGCGAUAUCCAAACAAUUGUGUUUCCUGACUUAAAGCAUUUACAUAUUCUAGAAGAAAUAUAUGGUCUAUCGUUUAAGGACGUCCUUAAAAGAUGUCCAAAGUUACAAGCUAUAGAUAUACAUAUGUAUAAUCCAAUGAUCUGUUCUUUUGAUUUAUUUUGCGGGCUUAAUUUGAAAGAAAUAAAAAUUUCUUUUCUACUUCCAACGUCAGAAACAAUAAAUAAUGAUCUAAUAUUCUUAACUGAAGCCAAUCCAAAUCUUGAGAAGUUAGAUUUGAAUGUAAAAGUAAAAUACGGUAACGUAUUACAUUGUGGUGUGCAUCUUCAAUUGGAGGAUCAUACAAUAAGACAAAUUCUAAAUCAAUCUAGAAACUUGAAAACUCUGGCCCUUCGAAACUGCUCUGUGUCAAGUAAAGGGUUCACGUCAUGUGGUAUUAACCUUGGAUUAACAGAAUUAACUAUUUCCAACUCUUAUUUGUUCGAUGACAACGGAAUAGAAUGUGUAACAAAAAAUGCGAAAAAUCUCUUAGUUCUAGAAAUACUAGAAUGCAACAAAAUUACAGACAAAAGCAUUGCAUCUAUUGCUGAGAACUGUCCACGUCUUCAGUGUCUUUCAAUUUAUCAUCCACACGUAGGAGUCCAGAUUACAAACGAAAGCUUGCUGGCUAUUGCUAAUGCAUGUAGAAACUUAAAAAGAUUAUAUUGGCGUUUUCGAUCGAAAAAUCGCAAUACAAUGGACAGCGGUGUAAUCGCAAUUGCUAAUUCCUGUAGAUUUCUUGUGAAGAUUUCUUUUGACAAUAAUGUAGAUAUUGGCGAUUUGUCACUAUCAAGCAUUGCUACUUACUGCCUUUUUCUACGCGAAGUAAGUUUUUCUGGUUGUUACGGCAUAACAUUUAAAGGAGUAAAAUCUUUUAUUUCGUCUUGUAUAUGGCUUGAGAAACUCGAUUGCUCUUUUUGUGAAGGUAUUAUGGACGACGAUUACUCAACUGUUACAACAAAUACAAGAAAAUCAAAUGAACCUAGAGAAACAACUGAUGAGACCAAAAGUAAUCAAGAUAAGCCUGAAGAGUUUUAUAAUCGUGCGGAUGGUUGUGUUCAAGAUGAUGUAGCAAUACCAUACACUGAUCCACAGACAGAACGUGUUUUUAUUAGGCAUCAUUACCAUGACCAAGAUGACAGGUCUAUUGUUCAUUCACAUCUUAAAUAUUUAAGCCUGAAAGCAUGCAGACUUUUAUCGAAUGUGACUAUUUUGACAUUAUUUGAACUGUGUCCAGACCUCAGAGAAGUUGACUUGAUAGGCACAAAUGCAGAUAUUGACCAACUUUUGUACGAUAGAAUUAAGCAAUUGUGUCCCUUUUUAAAUCUAGAAAAUUCCCAAGUACCCCCUUGAGGUUGCUUCCCUUUAAAUUGGUUCAUAAAAUGUACCUGGAAGGUGACAAUUUCAUUAUAUUAUCACCUCCGCUACUACUAUACAUUACCGCUAUUACUGCUAUUACUACUACUACUACUACUACUACUACUACUAAUACUCUACUACUACCUUCUCUACUACUACUCACCACUAUUACUACUACUGUUGCUUUUACUACCCUUGCAAUUAUUACUACUUUUACAUCCACCCACUAAUACUAAUCGAGCGUCACUGAUGAAUCUUUUGUAGACGAAACGCGCACCUAGCGUACAAAAUUAUAAGCCUGGUAUUUUUGAUGAGUUUUUUACUGCAACUUUAGACAAGAUCUAAAAGUCAUACAUUUUUUUAUCAUUUUCUGAGCUUAUAGAUCGAUUCUUAAUGAUAAGAUGUAAUAGUGGCAGUUUCUAUUACACGAAAUAAAUCAUAUUACGUUCUUGUCAAUUUUAUGGAUCUAAUUACUCAAUCAUAAACAUUGUUGACCACUAGGGCAGAUUCGUGCUACUAGUAACUGGAUGUUUGAUUGAAAUGAGCUUCACAAUGGGUGUCACAAAAGCAGCAGGAACUUUUACAAAUAUAUGAAUGUAAAAACUUAUUUCAUGUUUUUUAGAAAUAGGUUUUGCUAACAUAUUUCUAUCAGAUCUUAAAAUUUAAAAA
Messenger RNA from Mytilus californianus (California mussel), 2277 nucleotides. RefSeq lists its product as uncharacterized. NCBI's taxonomy places the organism in Eukaryota, Metazoa, Mollusca, Bivalvia, Mytilida, Mytilidae. Gene Ontology annotation, biological process: SCF-dependent proteasomal ubiquitin-dependent protein catabolic process. The coding region runs from base 139 to 1602 and encodes 487 amino acids. The transcript has a single exon. The record is from RefSeq and is a predicted model, not a curated record. Gene Ontology annotation, cellular component: SCF ubiquitin ligase complex.